GACACAAUCCACAUGCGACUCAAACAGUGCAAUGGAUGGUUGUACACAUGAUGCUCAGUGCGCUGCAGUUUGAGAGUGUGAAACUGGCUGAAUAUCGUUGACAAAAAAUGGAAUAACAUCCAGAAGUUGGAGAAUCAUGAUAGAAUAACUCGGCAUUUGUGAAACUUUGAUGUAUCCUCCUCUGAAUUUUCAAUAAGACUACUGCACAGACACGGUAAGGCUACCUGCUCUCCUGUUGUCAUCCACAGCUGUGUCAGUAAAGGAAGAUAUUUUUCUGAUCGACUAACCUCUGUGAAACACAGGUUCUCACUCUGCAUUCAGGGCUGUCUUUAAACUGCAGUGAGCUUUAACAAAAGACGCAUGAUGCUUCGAUGAUAGAGAUUAAUUUCCUCUCAAACAUGGUUGAAAAUAGUUGAACUCAUCUGUAAACAGGUGACUGUUUCAUGGAGCUGCAGCAGUAAAACCCAGCAGGAAAUUAUCAGUGAUGAGAUCCAGCACUGAAGUAAAAAAAUAAAGAAGACAGACAGAAAGAAAGAAAGAAAAAAAAAAGACUCGACUUUUAGUCGAAUUCAAGUUUCAAGUGGUUGUAUCAAGAGCAGUGUACUGACCUAUUGCUUAAUUGGCUCCUGUAGGUGCUGUGUAAACCUGUAGGGGAGAGUGGGGUAAGAUGAGCCAUGUUUCAUAUUUCAGAUCACUACAUCAAGACAAUCAUAGUCUUGUCUCUAACUAGUGUAUCUGCAUAUAUUUAAGGAUGUUGUGCAUCCCUGCAAAUCAACAGAAUGAGUGUAAACAUAACUGUCUUGAUAAUAUAGCAUGCCAAAAAGAGUGAUCUCUAAUGGUCAAUUUACCCCGUGUAUGGGGUAAGUUGACCAUAGGAGCGGGGUAAAUUGAGUCGUACCCCUACCACCACCCCACUCUCCACCCCAGCCCUCCCUUACCUUCUCUCUCCCUAAAUAACAGUCACUUCUUCACAUUCAUGUGCCUUUUCAUCUAUUAUACGCUAUUCAACUAGUACAAUAAUUAUUUUUAUUAUUAUUACAUAUAACUGCUAAAAAGCUGUUUUGUAAAAAGCCAUUUCAACAUGAGAAUGUCUUUAAGUGAUUCAGAACAUUCACAGCUGUAUUUUUAAAAAGAAAAAGUAAAACAUUUCAACAACCUGAACUAAAACUCUGAUCCUCUCGUCAGACUCCUUUACUUUCUCAGUUGAGUCACUGGCUCAACUUACCCCAGAACUACUAUUAUGACUUUAUUAUUCCUCUAAGCUAAAAUGGUGGACUUUUAUGCUAGGCUUUACUGUAUGAUUUUAUUUUGUUGUUGAUGUGCUUCCAUGAAUGCUGAAUUAGGACAAUCUCAUCUGAUAAAACAAAGGGGCUGAUGGCAUUUUAAUAUACAGUGUACAUGUGUAAAUAUGAAAGUAGUCAGUGCAAAAGAAUCAUCUCUGAGAAGCUGCUGACAAAGAUGAUGUAGUUCACACCACCAUGCCUUGUGGUCUGCAGCAAGAUGUAGACAAAAUUUUUUUCCUGUGUUCAAAACCAUUUUUUUUUCAUAUUUAGAUGAAAAUUUUAACCAUGCAUAUAAUGACUAAUUAUUCUUCUGUACAUCAGAUGUAUUGGAUUUGCAGUUUUCUACCCAGUGAGCCACCAGAGACAGAGCCAAACCAAGAACAACUGAGUAAGCAGUAAACAUCCUGUCAACGAGUGGUUGAACCUGCAGCUCUAUCAGCAUCUGACUGCUGAUCCAGAUUAAAAGAAGAUAUUUUGCAGAGAAAGUGGACAAUGGCCUGAAAAAUGAGGUUAUUUGUAUCUCAUCCAAAGACAUCAAACUAGAGCCCAGAUUCAACACUAGUGUGGAUCAGCUGUUUGAUUCAGACCUCCUCUGAGCCGCUGAGAGAAUACCCACAAACCCAUACUCUCAUGUGACCCUUGAUUGCCCACUCCUAUCGGAUGCUCCCAGAUGCACCGUACACAGAGGGACAGGAAUAAACCAAAGGGCCUCAAGAGAAAGAGGAGAUUCAUGUCAUCCAUCAAGGGAGUUUGUCACCUAUCCAGGCGAGCGAAAAGGCGCUUAUACUGUAAAUUGCAGCUGUGGAUGUGGAGGAGGCAGAAGGAGAGGUAUGGUUUUGGGAUGUAUAGAUCAAGGAAACAAGCCUGUGUGAUCAGCCCCAGCUCUACCUCCUGCCUCGGUGUAAAGACACAGUCACAGAAAAGUAAAAUAAAAGCAUCAGUGUUUCCUACACCACACUCAGAUGAUUCAGAAUUUGGAACAUUAGGUCUUGAGUGUGCUAAUGGAAAGUCAGAGGAGUCACUUAGAGGGCAGAACUGCCUAUUCAGCCGGUGUGAAUCAGUUGGUUCGACAGAGACUUUACCCAUCUCCUCACAGAACUCACUAAUGGACACUAAUGUUACUUCAUGCAACGUCAGGGAAACAAUAUCUUCUCAACAGAAAGACACUUUGGUACAAGUGAUUGAAAUGGCCAAGCCUUCAAACAGUGAGGCUUGUGGUUUCUCCAUAAAUGUAAAAGAAGAAAGGACAGCUGUACAAGCUCAGAGGCCUGAGACUAACAGCCCAUCAGGACAGUCUAUUCCUCUCACCCCAUGUCAAGCGCGGAUUACAAACAACGAUGCAGAUGAGACUACUGCCUCAAAAAAGAUGUUGUCUACUCAAGCUGAUGUCAGCCUCAUAGUGACUAAAGACAUCCGUGGUAGAUCUUUCUCACUUUUGUCCUCUCAUUUGUGUCUCUUUGUAUUUUGAUUUUUAGGGCUGCUGAUAAUGACAAUAUUUUUUCUGUUUUCCUAGGAUUUCUAGAUGAGUUCUACAGAAUGUAUGGAAGUUUUAUCCCCCUACAGAAGACCGAUGUGUUGAGACACAUGAAGGGGAGGUUUAACACAGAUUUCAAUGACUGGUACAUUUCUCAGAAUCCAUACAAACGAUUUUAUGCACUCCAAAGCUGAAUGACUCAAGAGCACCACUUUUUAUUAGUGUUGUUUGACAACAUAAUAAAGGUGGAGGUUUAAGUUGAGUGUGUGUUUUGUUUUAAUCUGGACCAGUCCUCAGUGUUGUGUUUUUCUUUCUGUGCAGGAAAAGAUUCAUAUGCUCAGAAGUGACCAAAUAUGAAUCUUGUUUAGUUCAGAAGCCCGCUCCCUCCUUCAGGGUGGUCUAUAAGAAACACACUCUGGCCCUAGAUGACUUGUCUACACUGGCGGAUCAGAACUGGCUCAACGACCAGGUUAUGAACAUGUAUGGGGAACUGAUUAUGGAGUCGACUCACCACAAGGUAUACAUGUUUAUGGGUCUUGAUUUGUUUUCCAAAGCCAAGUUGUUUUUUUUGAAAAUAAACAAAAAAAAAGAUCCUUUUUUAAGCUUGUAAUUCUCUCCUCUCUAAGGUCCAUUUCCUCAACAGCUUCUUCCACAGGCAGCUCAUGACAAAAGGAUAUGAGGGUGUAAAGAGGUGGACAAAACAGGUCAGAUGGAAGAUUUGUAAUCAGUUAUCAAUGUAGUAAAGACUUCUGUUUUCAUGUGAAAAUUGAAAAUGAACUAUUAGUGAAACGUUUAAGUCCGAUCAGGUUGUUAGGCUUUAAACCCGCCUUUCUCAUGCAGGUGGAUCUGUUUUCCAAGAGUAUGCUUUUGGUGCCCAUCCACCUGGAGGUCCACUGGUGUCUGGUGUCAGCAGAUAUCGCCAAAAAGAAGAUCUGCAUCUACGACUCCCAAGGGAACGGACUUCAGAAGAUUGCAAGGGUAAAAGCAGAGCCUAUCUCAGACAUCCUGGGUAAUCAUAAAAACCCUCUUACACAGUAACUGUAACUAAGAGAAUAGUCUGCAUCAAGUCAGGGUGAGCAGAUUGAGACUUUUGCCCCCGUCCUCUUAUCAGGACAAUGUCUGGAAGUUGUCUGGAGAUGCAGUGUGAUGUGUAAAAGUGGCCUCGGAUGAUGUGCAACACACUUAAAGAGGGUUUUUCUCUUUGCUUCGAUUUCAACAGAACAUCCUGAAAUACUUGAUGACAGAAGCAAAGGAAAAGAAACAAAGCGGUUUUGAAAAUGGCUGGGCUGUAUCUUUUGAUGAGGUACUUUUAACUAAUGUUUGAAUAACCUGAUCUGAUGGACCAACACAGUCAGAGACACAGAGCACCUGACACACUGACGGUCUCUUGACUCCCCCUGCUGUUUAUUACAGAAAGUCCCGCAGCAGACCAAUGAGAACGAUUGUGGAGUUUUUGUCUUGGAGGUACUGCUGUGUUUUUCUCCUAUAACACAUCAAUCAUUCUAAUACCUGGUGGCUUAAACUGGUUGUUUAGACAUUUUCCCUUUUUUUUCCUUAACAGUAUUCUCGAUGUCUUGCCCUGGGCAAACCUCUGAAGUUUUCUCAGAAGGACAUACCAAAGAUACGCAAGAGGAUCUACAAAGAGCUCUGUGAAUGUAGGCUGCGGGAGGAAGGCUGACAACUAUCUUGAAGCUGUACGUAUCACUGAUAAUCUGUGGAAACCUGUAGUCUGGAAAAGCAGCUCCUUAUUACAGCUCUGAGCCUGUGUGAGGGACCCUGUUAGAGGCAUUUAUUUAUGAAGAGCAGUGUCCAUUCUGAAUCAUCAUCCUUGUGUGAUGACAAUAUUGUUAAGAUGAUCAGGCGUGUUGACUGAAGUUCAAACAUCUACAGUGCGCCAACAGCCUUAGAGAACGGACAGCCGAGCAAACCUCAUCUAAAAUAGUUUGUGUUCGUCCUUUUUGCUUUUCACCUUGUUUGCACUUGUAAAGAAAAUUUUUUGCAUUAUUAAAAAGGUUUGAGAAGACCAAA
Molecule: messenger RNA, 4785 nt
Organism: Xyrichtys novacula (pearly razorfish)
Lineage: Eukaryota; Metazoa; Chordata; Actinopteri; Labriformes; Labridae
Source: the annotation of a GenBank genome assembly